AGCUCUAUAAUCUAACAAUGGCUCGUUUUGAGAUGGUUGUCUGUUUCGCCCUCUUGGCUAUUGCCUCUGCCAGUUACAGUGGCUCUAACUACGGCAGUCAGAGCAACUAUGGUAGCUCAGGAAACGCCUAUGGAGGCCAGAGCAACUACGGUAGCUCAGGAAACGCCUAUGGUGGUCAGAGCAACUAUGGCGGCAACUAUGGCAGCAACUAUGGAGGUAACCAAUACAAGAAUGUAGGCAACAACGACCAGUACAGAGAUGGCCUUUACUUCAACCCAGGCACUAGCUACGCCCAGGCUUAUGGUGGAUCAAACAGCUACCAAUCUGGAAAUGACUACAACAACAACUACGACAACGACAACUACAAGUCAUCCAGCUACAAUGUCCCAAGCUACCCCACCUCAUCUUCAUACGGUUCAAAAUACAGUGCCUACAACAAGCCAUCCUACACUGCCCCAGCCUCAUCCAGCUACGGAAGUGGAUCCUCCUACACUGCCCCAGCCUCAUCCAGCUACGGAAGUGGAUCAUCCUACACUGCCCCAGCCUCAUCCAGCUACGGAAGUGGAUCAUCCUACACUGCCCCAGCCUCAACCAGCUACGGAAGUGGAAGCUCUUACUCCAACAGCGACGACUCCAGUGUUGGAACAUGUACGUUAAUUUAUAAACUGAUUCUAAUUUCCGAUAAAAACUAUAUUUUAAAUAAGUGGACUAAUGAUAAUGUCAUUUUUUAAAACUUGAAUUACCGACGUAAUCAAUUCUACUUCAUUACUAUAAUAAUCACAUUUUGAUAGGGGAAACAAAUGUAAUAAAUAAAAAUAUCUCCAAUGUUAACAUUAUUACUUUGGCUUCCCUAUUCCCCAGACCCAUGUGGACCUAAAGACGAAGGCAAGACCUACGCCAUUGUUGGACUGUGUUAUGGAUAUUACGAGUGCUACUAUGGCGAGUCUCUCUACCGUCAAUGUAACAACUACUACAGUUUCGAUGCCUACUCUGGCAAAUGUGUCGCUGACAAUGCUUGCGUUUACGGUAAAGAGAUUUAUGAAUGUAUAAAAAAUUUAUUGCAACCGUUUACUUGUUAGCUAAAACAUCAAAAAAAGCAAUUACCUUUGAAUAUGUUCUAAAAAUAGAUCAUACAAUAUUGAUUCCUAAAUAUGUAUUGACCUAUUUGAUAUUUUAAAAAAAAAUUGUUUUUCAAACAUUUUAACGUAAAAAAUCGUUUUGCAUUUUCAGUUGCCCCAGCUGUCGCCUACGACAACAGCAACUACAACAACAAUGGAUAUGCUGCCAACAACAACUACAACAACAAUGGAUAUGCCGCCAACAACAACUACAACAACAAUGGAUAUGCCGCCAACAACAACUACAACAACAACAACGGAUAUGCCGCCAGCAGCAACUACAAGAACAACAAUUACGAUGCCAAAGCCAGCAGCGGUUAUUAAGAUGGACGAUGAUUCAGCGUGCACACAUAUUGUGGAAGUGUCGCAUGUGUCUGGUGUGUUGAUCUCAACAACAAUGUGACACGCAUCUGGACGCUUGACCCACUUUCUGUGCACAGCUAAAUAGAAGUCAGAAUAAAAUGAAUUUAAAUUU
This is a messenger RNA of Lymnaea stagnalis (great pond snail), 1593 nucleotides long. The record is from the annotation of a GenBank genome assembly. NCBI's taxonomy places the organism in Eukaryota, Metazoa, Mollusca, Gastropoda, Lymnaeidae.